This is a messenger RNA of Protopolystoma xenopodis, 204 nucleotides long. Lineage: Eukaryota; Metazoa; Platyhelminthes; Monogenea; Polystomatidea; Polystomatidae. The record is from the annotation of a GenBank genome assembly.
AUGGCGGAAUGUCACGCUGCGAAACAGGCGCGACAAUAUGCAGGAGGUUCCGGAGAGGGUACGACUUCCGUUUACGCCCUACAAGAGAUUCAAGCAUCGGUAAGAGCUUCUGAACCUACAACCGGGUACCUAAGAAAAUUGGUGACCAGUGGAAAGCAGGUCUUGAGGAGCCCUCAAAUGCAUGAAUCUGGAGUUGCCCAAUGA